Molecule: messenger RNA, 1695 nt
Organism: Phaeoacremonium minimum UCRPA7
Lineage: Eukaryota; Fungi; Ascomycota; Sordariomycetes; Togniniales; Togniniaceae
Product: putative dna replication protein 4 protein
Exons: 1
Coding region: 1-1695 (564 amino acids)
Cellular component (GO): nucleus
Molecular function (GO): RNA polymerase binding; transcription coregulator activity
Source: RefSeq, a predicted model, not a curated record
AUGUUGAAAUCAACAUACAAGCCCUCAGCGGCCUCCCUGGCUCCGCUGCCGCCAGGCUGGACAGAGCACAAGGCGCCCACAGGUCACACAUACUUCUUCAAUGCCGAAACGAAAGAGUCUACCUACACGCGCCCCGGCGCGGUGGCGCCGAUGGACCCCUUGACAAGCUUCGCGCAACAUCAAGCUGUUCCGCAGAUCAAUCUAUCCGACCCGCGCGUCGCCAACGCCUACAUGGCACAAUACAAUGCACCGCCAGCGCAGAGCUAUCGCGGGGGCUUCGGUGGAGGGGGGAGAGGUAGGGGAGGGGGACACGACCGGCCACGACCGCAGCCCAUCGACAAGCCACGGUCAAAAGCUGCAAUCCCAGGUUGCGAGCCGUGGCUCCUGGUAUCCACCAAGUAUGGGCGACGGUUCGCCUACCACCCAGUGAAGAACGCUAGCUUCUGGCGCAUACCUGAGAAGCUGAAGGCAGGCAUCCUCGAGCUGGAUCAACAGCGAAUACGCGAAAAAGCUGGUGUCGAUGACUCCCACAGGGGCUCGAACGGGAACAAAGACGCAGCUACUCCCAACGCUGGUCAGAACCCACACAAAAGUGAGGACGGACCUGGCGAGCCUGGCGAUUACGACAGUUCUGAAUACGAAGAGGUCGAAGUCACAGAUGAUGAGGCCGAGGGAGGAGGCAGCGGGGACGACGAGCACGUCUCGAAGCGGCAAAGGACAGAAGAACCUGUCGAAGACGAAGACCAACCGGUGGAGUUCAGUGAAGCGGAUAUUGCAUAUCAACUUCAAGCUAUGGGCGAAGAUUACGGCUUAGAACCAGGAGAAUACGAUGACGGAAAUAUGGAUGAGUGGCCGGAAGGAGUGGAGGGUCUAGGGCUCUCAGAGGAAGAUUCGAGGGCGCUGUUCAAAGAUCUCCUCAACGACUUUCAUAUCAACCCAUACAGUCCGUGGGAGAAGCUCAUUGAGGAGGGCAGAGUCUUCGACGACCCCCGCUAUACAGUUGUGAACACCAUGAAAGCAAGGAAAGAAGUCUGGGAGGAGUGGUCGAGAGAGAAAAUCAAGGAGCUGAAGGACUCACGAGCCAAGGAGGGGAAGAAAGACCCUCGAAUACCAUAUUUUGCAUUUCUCCAAGAGAAAGCAACCCCGAAGCUGUAUUGGCCGGAAUUCAAAAGGAAAUACAAGAAAGAAUCGGCAAUGAAGGACACAUCGCUCUCCGACAAAGACCGCGAGAAGUGGUAUCGAGAGCAUAUCAGCCGAUUAAAGCUUCCACAGUCGACCCUGAAGUCCGACCUCACGACUCUUCUAAAGAGUAUCUCGUCUUCAAAACUGAACAACCAGACUUUACCGUCACACUUACCAGCUGAAAUUGUGACUGACCUUCGCUACAUCUCCCUGGAUCCCAAGACUCGUGAUCCCUUACUGGAAGCAUACAUUCAAACCCUGGGCCCUCCACCGGAGGCUGGUGAAGCAGAUGAAGAUGACGAGGCCACCAAACGGGCUAGAGAAGAUCGCAAGAAACGGGAGAAGGCACUGCGGGAUCGAGAGCAUGCCGUCGAAGAAGAAAAAAGAAGACAAGAAAAGAAACUACGCCAUUCGAAAGCAAUGUUACGCGAGGAAGAGCAAGAGCUUACCAGAGCAAUGCAGGUAGACAAACGUGGUCUCCAGAGCCAGCUGGGAAACCCAAAGGCCAUGUAG